Dipodomys ordii (Ord's kangaroo rat) is the source of this 3055-nucleotide messenger RNA. It is a transcript of the gene Irf4, whose product is annotated as interferon regulatory factor 4. Gene Ontology annotation, molecular function: DNA-binding transcription factor activity, RNA polymerase II-specific; RNA polymerase II cis-regulatory region sequence-specific DNA binding; protein binding. Gene Ontology annotation, biological process: regulation of transcription by RNA polymerase II; immune system process. Gene Ontology annotation, cellular component: nucleus. The coding region runs from base 108 to 1460 and encodes 450 amino acids. Lineage: Eukaryota; Metazoa; Chordata; Mammalia; Rodentia; Heteromyidae. The record is from RefSeq and is a predicted model, not a curated record. The transcript is spliced from 9 exons.
CUUGAACUUGGGACACACCGCUGUUCUCAACUCCGAGUGCCGGCUGAGCCGGAGAGUGUGAAGUCAGAUUCUAGGCGUGCGCAAGGGCGGCAGGCGGCACACUGGGCAUGAACUUGGAGGGCAGCAGCCGAGGUGGAGAGUUCAGCAUGAGCGCGGUGAGCUGCGGUAAUGGGAAACUCCGCCAGUGGCUGAUCGACCAAAUUGACAGCGGCAAGUACCCUGGGCUGGUGUGGGAAAACGAGGAGAAGAGCAUCUUCCGCAUCCCGUGGAAGCACGCAGGAAAACAGGACUACAACCGUGAAGAGGACGCCGCCCUCUUCAAGGCUUGGGCAUUAUUUAAAGGAAAAUUCCGAGAAGGCAUCGAUAAGCCAGACCCUCCUACCUGGAAGACACGAUUACGGUGUGCUUUGAACAAGAGCAAUGACUUUGAGGAACUAGUUGAGAGGAGCCAGCUGGAUAUUUCUGACCCAUACAAGGUGUACCGGAUUGUUCCAGAGGGAGCCAAGAAAGGAGCAAAGCAGCUUACUCUGGAAGACCCACAGAUGACCAUGGGCCACCCAUAUACCAUGACACCUUACACCUCACUCCCUGCCCAGCAGGUUCAUAACUACAUGGUACCACCCCAUGACAGAAGCUGGAGAGAUUAUGUCCCUGAACAGCCACACCCAGAAAUCCCAUAUCAAUGUCCUGUGACAUUUGGUGCUCGUGGCCACCAUUGGCAAGGCCCAACUUGUGAAAAUGGUUGCCAGGUGACAGGAACCUUUUAUGCUUGUGCCCCACCUGAAUCUCAGGCUCCUGGAAUCCCAAUAGAGCCAAGCAUAAGGUCUGCUGAAGCCCUGGCGCUCUCAGACUGUCGGCUGCACAUCUGCCUGUACUACCGAGAAAUCUUGGUGAAAGAACUAACCACUUCCAGCCCCGAAGGUUGCCGAAUUUCCCAUGGACAUACCUAUGAUGCUAGCAACCUGGACCAGGUCCUAUUCCCUUACCCAGAAGACAGUGGGCAGAGGAAGAACAUUGAAAAGCUGCUGAGUCACCUUGAGAGGGGUGUGGUCCUGUGGAUGGCCCCAGAUGGGCUUUAUGCCAAAAGAUUGUGCCAGAGCAGGAUCUACUGGGAUGGACCUCUGGCGCUGUGCAGUGAUCGACCUAACAAGUUGGAGAGAGACCAGACCUGCAAGCUCUUUGACACACAGCAGUUUCUGUCAGAGCUGCAGCCCUUUGCUCACCAUGGCCGGCCCCUGCCAAGAUUCCAGGUGACUCUGUGCUUUGGGGAGGAGUUUCCAGACCCCCAGAGGCAGAGGAAGCUCAUCACAGCCCACGUGGAACCUCUGCUAGCCAGACAGCUAUAUUAUUUUGCUCAACAAAACAGUGGACAUUUCCUGAGAGGCUAUGAUUUACCUGAGCACAUUAGCAGUCCUGAGGACUACCACAGAUCAAUCCGCCAUUCCUCCAUUCAGGAAUGAACAUUGUCAAAUAAUUUGUUUCAGUGUAAAUAUUUGGCUCUGCUGACAGUUCUCAGUUUCUUCUGAGGAAUUUAGAAGCAGAGGGGUCUCACUUCCACAGUGGAGGAAAAUGCAGCAAGAAGAUGUGCAGCAGCAUCUACAUCUGACUGAAAAUCAAGCUUCUUCCAGAAUAAAUGAUAAUUUCCCAGCAUGACAAGUAGAUUAUUCCAAUGUCUUAGUGAGUGCCAUCACAAAUAACUGUGAAAAUUGACCUACUAAUGUGUUUACAUUGACUUAAGUGCUUUUUUCAAUCUUGUGAAGAUUAGUUCUUUCUUAAAACAGAGAAACCUUGCUUUUCAGUAUUGAUCUUUGAAUCUGAUCAUGAGAACAGUUAAAUGUUCCAUUUCUCAGGGAAGUAAGGUCUGAAUAGGAGACUACUCUGUUCCCUGCCCCCCAAAUAUACUCAUAGAUAUAAGGGCCAUAGUUUUUGUCAGAAAGUUCAUUGAGUGAAAGGACCCCAGACUGAGGUCCUUAGCCUGAGGCUGGACUAUAGUGCCAGGAGUGAGCCUGGGUAUAUUCAGGGUAGUCUCUGCCCCUAAUACCACUGCUUCCUCCGUGGGUUUUUCUGGAAGACUGUAGAUGGAGUGUUACUAUUUUCUUGAGCCAAAAAUUAUUAGGGCUACUCUUGCAUGGCCUAUUUUAUCUGUCAUACAAUCUAAUAAUAACUAGUUAAGAGGAUUUCUUCUGUUACUUUGUGGGUUUUUUUGUCUCUGUCACAUUCUUUUGAAUUAUUGGUAAGACUUUUUCUUAAAGAACAACAACCUAACUACUAAUGGAUAUAUUUUUAAAGAUCUGUGACAUUUCCCCUCUUUUUGUUUGUUUUGUUGGGCUAUUGGUAGUACCAUGGCAACACUAAAGGGGAGGAGUCAGCAACUCAGGUUGAUGAGCUUUGUUAGGACACCCUGGCAGGCCUCAGCUGACUAUGCAGCUGCCACUCAGAGGGAGAUUUCUGCUUAUUUUGUAUAUUAGAUGCUUCCUCAUGCCAAUAAUAGUUUGAUCAGGCCUUAAAAUUACUGUGCUUUUUCCAAAUACAUUCUCUUAUAGCAUCCCAAAGAUAGCCAAUUGUUUCUGUAAAUUUGACCUCUUGUUUUCUUAUCUGUUUUGUUUAGAUUGUUGGCUCUAAGUUCAAGUACUUUUCUCCAACUACAAAACAAUCACUAUUACUUCCAGUCACAGCAAGAGGCAAUAGUUCUCAAAUACAUGCCACUCUUGUUCUAUCUUCAUUCUUUAGUUCAUCCCACAAGCACAUACUGAAUGCCUGCUAUAUCCCUCGUAUUAUAUAGGGCAAAACAUUUAUCAAGUUCCUUAAGUAUGAAGCAUUCAAAUGUUGUUGUGUUUUUUUACUCUUAAGAAAGGUUUUUUUUCUUAAGACUAAAAUAACACAUUUCAGAAAAAUGUAAGGAAUCUAGAAGAGGAAAAAUAAAUGAAAAGCAUCUCUUCUAUUUUUCCUAUCUUUAAAUCUUCUUCCCUAAAAGUCUCUACAAGAAUAACUCAGCUUAUUCCUUCAACACAUUUGUUUUCUAUAAAUACAUAUAAACUUUUAAAAAAAACUUUGA